Molecule: messenger RNA, 2242 nt
Organism: Eucalyptus grandis
Lineage: Eukaryota; Viridiplantae; Streptophyta; Magnoliopsida; Myrtales; Myrtaceae
Product: disease resistance protein RPV1-like
Exons: 3
Coding region: 1-945 (314 amino acids)
Molecular function (GO): protein binding
Source: RefSeq, a predicted model, not a curated record
AUGAAACAUGGGAACAACAGUAGACUAUGGGCCACUGAAGCUCGGAAGAUUUUUAAACAAGAUGAGAGCCAAACAAAGGUCGAAGCUCUGUGUCUUGACAUGGAUACCACUGAGCAAAAUGACAUGGAUGAUCGAUCGCAGACCUGUUUGACUGCUGAUGAAUUUAAAAGAGUGCCAAAUCUCCAUCUCCUCAUUUUGGAUCACUUUGAUAUCAAGCAUGAUUUUAGCAAUCUUCUUUUGAAGUUACUUUGGCUCCGUUGGCAUGGUUGUCCAAUAGCGUUUAAUGUAAUCAAUUUGAAUUUGGUGGACUUGGUCAUUCUCGAUUUACCGUGGAGCAAGGUAACUGAAGGUUGGGAGGGUUGGAAUAAUAUAAAGUUGUCAAGGAAAAUGAAAGUCUUAAUUCUCAGAGGCUGUGUUGACUUGAUACAAACUCCAAACUUCUCUAAUUUCAAGGCUUUGGAGAUACUGAUUUUAGAAUAUUGCUCUCAUUUGGUUCAAAUUGACCCAUCGAUUGGUCAGUUGCAACAUUUGCAAAUUUUAGAUCUGAAAUUCUGCACUGACCUCAGUAACUUGCCCAGAGAACUUGAUUCUCUGGAAGCUUUGAGAGAGCUCCGACUUGAUGGAACUUGUGCAGAAGAUAUUGUGGUCUCCGAAGAUAUGAAGCAUCUUAAAACUGUCAGCGCCUGCAACUGUAAAUCAUUGGCACAAGUAUCUAGUGAAAUUGGUGAUAUAAAAUCUCUAGAAUUUCUUUCGAUGGAUGGCUCUGAACUUAGGACACUCCCAGAUUCCAUUGAGAGGCUAGAAAAGUUGAGACAACUGUCUCUGAGGGAUUGUCGGUUGAUGUGGAAACUUCCAGACGCCAUUGGAAAAUUGACAUCAUUAGAGAAUCUGGAUCUCUCGAGCACAGGAAUAGAUAAAUUACCACGUGCCAUUGGCAAUAUGUGAAAUUUGAAGGUGCUGAAAAUGGAUGGAAGUUUCAUUAGAAAGUUCCCUCAAUCUAUUGGAACGCUGAAGAAGCUUGAGGAGAUUCAUGCAUCACGCUGCAGGAGUUUGGAAAAAAUUCCUGAGGAGAUCAAAGGUUUGUCUAGUUUGAGAAUUUUGGUGUUGUCAUAUACCAAUAUUCCCAGCCUACCAGAGAACAUCUCUAGUCUUUCCCAUCUCCAAAACCUUGAUUUAUAUGGCUGCGACAAUCUUCAUGCGGUUCCUCUGCUUCCCUCUAGUUUAGCCGCUUUGCAUCUCACUUAUGACUCAAGUAAAUUGAAGUCUUUGGAUAUUUCAAAUCUGACCAAUCUCAAAGAGUUGUGCCUUGCCAAUUAUGUGGAGGAGGCAUCUCCUGGCGCAGACGGAUAUUUAAUGGUGGAGCCGCUCAGCCUUUCUGGGAUUGGUGAAGUGAGAAAAGUUGAGACCUUGAAGUUGUGCCUCUCAGGCUUCAGUACACUGCCAGAAAUGGGUGCUCUUUCACAACUAAGGAAGCUUGAUCUUCAAUGUCCAGAUCUGCAACACCUCCCACAACUACCCAAAAGUUUGAAAAAACUGACCCUCCGUGACUGCAAGUCCUUAAAGACAUUGCCCGAAUUCGAGUAUCUUAAGUCUUUAUCUGGAUUGGAGCUUCUCUCAUGUUCAGUAAUGGAAAUCCAAGGACUUGGAAAUCUCUCAUCCUUGGUAGCCUUGCUUAUUUCUCACUGUGAGCUGGUAAAGCUAGAUGGCCUCGAAUGCUUGACAUCCCUGAGAACAUUGACCGUCUCAUAUUGUGAUUCCCUUCAAGGAUUGCCAGAUUUGUCAAACUUGAAGCAGCUGAGAACAUUUAAUAUCCAACAUUGCAAGAACAUACCUCGAAAGGACAGCCUCUAGUAGUCGAGUUCCCUAGAAAGGCCUGAUAUUUUCGAAGUUCAUGGUAGGCCACUGAUAUAAAUUAGGAGUCGAGAGAGAUCCAUUUCAUGCUUCCUCAAGCAAGUCUGAAGUUUCUGAGGUACAUUCUAAAGUUCGUGCGUCUUUACAAUUUAAUGGUGAGCCAUAAGUUCCAGUUCCAUUGUUUGGACUUCCUUGUAACUGCAAUUCUUCCUUCUUCAAAGUUUCUUUUUUAUCUUUUCCCUUCUAUAGAGAAUGCAAUAUCUUUCCUUUAUGAAAUUAUUCUCAACAAGGCCCAGAAAUCGCCUGGUUUACUUUCCUAGCCUUGAAGAGAAUACGUACUGUUUCUGAUGACUUAGAAUGGAAUGCAUAUUACUUAUACAGUUCAACUUCA